AUGAUCCGUGAGCACACCGACUGGAAGUCUCCCUACACAGGGCACGCGAACCCGACUGGGGACAGCCUGGAUGCUUUGGCCUCCACCAGCUUCCAGAGGUCUAGACCCAGCGACAACAACGGGUUUCUCCUGGACGCGAAGGGGAAAUUUUUGGGUGGUUGA
This is a messenger RNA of Symbiodinium necroappetens, 162 nucleotides long. NCBI's taxonomy places the organism in Eukaryota, Dinophyceae, Suessiales, Symbiodiniaceae. The record is from the annotation of a GenBank genome assembly.